AUGUCGUUCAGAAACAUUGGGGAUGGAUUUCAGUGGAUGUUCAUAGGUGUUUAUGGGCCUAAUACUAAUGAAAGUAGACGGGGCUUGUGGGAUGAACUGGCCGGAAUGAUGGCUUGGUGGAAUCUACCAACGUGUAUAAGAGGUGACUUUAAUGUGGUUCGAUUUCCUAUUGAGAGGUCAAGCGGUGGGAGACUCACGGGGGCUAUGGAGGAGUUUUCGGACUUUAUAAGGGAGAAUAUGUUGGUGGAUUUGCCUAUGAUUGGAGGAGAUUUUACCUGGUCUUCUAAUCAGGACCAACCGGUUCUUUCUCGUAUAGACAGGUUCUUGAUAUGCGGAGAGUGGGAGACUAAAUAUUCAGAUGUUAUUCAGAGAAGAUUGGGGAGGGUGUACUCUGAUCAUUUCCCCAUUAUGUUAACUGGGAACAGGACGGGUGGAGGACGAAGGCCUUUUAGGUUCGAGAAAAUGUGGUUGAAAGUUGAAGGGUCUCCUAGUUUUGUGUUGGAUCAGAAGUUGAAGUCUUUCAAAAGGGAUUUAAAGAAAUGGAAUGAGGAGGUUGUAGGCAAUGUGAACUGUCAUAAAAUUCAGUGCCUUUCAGAGAUAGAUGAGUUGGAUAGGUGGGAGGAGAGUCGAAGGUUGGUUGGGGAGGAGAAGGAGAAACGUAGAGCAUUAAGGGAAGAAUUGGAGAUGUUGGUGGAGAUGGACGAGAUUGCUUGGCGUCAGAAAUCUAGGGUCAAUUGGUUGAAAGAAUGA
This is a messenger RNA of Olea europaea var. sylvestris, 750 nucleotides long. RefSeq lists its product as uncharacterized. Bases 1 to 750 code for a protein of 249 amino acids. Lineage: Eukaryota; Viridiplantae; Streptophyta; Magnoliopsida; Lamiales; Oleaceae. The record is from RefSeq and is a predicted model, not a curated record. The transcript is spliced from 2 exons.